Messenger RNA from Quercus lobata, 1755 nucleotides. RefSeq names its product F-box/LRR-repeat protein 3-like. Gene Ontology annotation, molecular function: protein binding. Gene Ontology annotation, biological process: SCF-dependent proteasomal ubiquitin-dependent protein catabolic process. Bases 134 to 1213 code for a protein of 359 amino acids. Gene Ontology annotation, cellular component: SCF ubiquitin ligase complex. The transcript has a single exon. The record is from RefSeq and is a predicted model, not a curated record. Lineage: Eukaryota; Viridiplantae; Streptophyta; Magnoliopsida; Fagales; Fagaceae.
CUUCUUUUUCUUUCAAAAGAAACUAGUACAUUUGUAGCUAAACAUUAUUGAUUUACAUUUCAUAUUCAUUUGUGUAUGUGUUUAUUUUAAAUUUUGAUUCCGAGAACAAAGAAGAAAGAGCACAAUCUGGGUCAUGUCACAAUUGGGAGAUGAUGAAUUAGGAUCUAUACUCGAGUGGGUCCAUGACCCAGAUGACAGAAACUCAUUCUCUCUUGUCUGCAAGCAAUGGAAGAGAAUGGAGUGUCUUACCCGCUCAUCCAUUCGGGUUUUCGAACCCGAUUCCCUUUCUGGGUUCUUACCAAGAUUCCCAAAUCUUGUAACGUUUGAAUGUUCAAAAUCCAUCACAGAUGAUGACCUUAAAUUCAUGGCCAAAACAUGUCCCAAGAUUAAGGUCCUCAACCUCAAUUUCAAACGCACACCGUAUGAUGAAUUUAUACUGGUUUGUGAUGAUGUUGGGGACGAUGGUCUAUGUGCUUUAGCAAAUGGGUGUCGCAAGUUGUCGAAAGUUUUACUAAGGAGGAGGAAGAAUGUUGGGAAUGUUGGAGUUGUUUUGCUUGUUAAGUUGGCACAAAAUUUGACCAAUUUGGAUUUGACUUGGUGCAAUAAGAUCACGGAUCAAGCUCUUGAAGCAAUUGGUGUAGCAAAUUCUAUUGCUUCUUUGAAUUUGGAAGGGUGUUCAUUAAUUACAGAUGCUGGAUUGGCUUCAUUGGCAACAGGGGCUUCGUCCAGGUCUUUGAAAAAGUUGGUUCUUGCGGAAUGUGAUCAAAUUACAGAUUAUGGGGUAUCACUUUUGCGGCAAAUGUGUUACUUGGAGGAGCUAAACAUGGCAGAAUGUGGGCCGAAAGUUACGGAUGUUGGAUGUGUGGCAAUUGCUACAAUUCAAACUCUCAAGAAACUGAAUUUGUCGUGGUUGAUUAAUGUUUCGGAUCCUACACUUGUUGCACUAGCUGAGAACUGCCGGAAUAUGAAGCAGGUUAAUUUAACGGGUUGCGAGUUAAUUACUGGGGUUGGAAUUCGUGCUUUUGCAAAUCAUGAGUGUGUAGAAGGUCUUAAGUUGAUUUCUUGUUACAAUAUUUCUGGUUCUGAUUUGGAACAGUUAACACUUGGAUGCUGCUCUUUGAAGUAUGUUGUGCUGGAUAAAAGACGGAGAAUGUGGAUACCUAUGGUGAUGCUACAGAAUAUUAGCAGAUUCUAUGACUUAAUUUGGAUGUAAUUGAUGAGUAAAGAAACAUCAAUUUUAUCUCCAGGCUAUUGAUAGUUUGUGUUAUUUCUUGCUUUUUGAUGUGGUGAGUAAUUGCAAGCCAUAUGCUAUUUUCUUCUGUGCCCUUUAAUUCAUUGGGCAUACUUCUGUUAAGCUUUUUAGUAAUGCGCAUUUUUGCUAAACAAGCUUGGCGUUUGAUUCAGAACACUCACUCUGUGUUCUAUCGGGUAUAUAAAUCAAGAUAUUUUCCAAAUUGCUCUUUUAUGGAUGCAGAGAUGGGCAACAAUCCUUCAUAUGGGUGGAGAAGUCUUUUAGCAGCUAUAGAUAUUAUUAAAGAGGGAUCAAAGUGGCAGGUAGGGGAUGGAAGGUACAUUGAAGUUUCAACACAUAAAUGGUAGACACACAAACCGGUUUUCCUGGGAGAGAUUCAGCCUAAUUUUAAUGUGAAAGACCUUAUUGAUAGUGCCACAGGACAAUGGGAUAGGGAGAAGCUAUUUGAUCAUUUUGCAUAUAGGACACGUACGGAAAUAGCAGCUGCCUCUGCUAAGGUUGUC